CCAGCGCAGCACCGCACGCACCACUUUGGAAGUCGCCGAAGAGCUUCGGUUUGAUCAGCCUUAUCCUCGAUAUCCUGAAGACCCCGAAACCGUGCCCGUGUCCCAGAGGAACAUUCAAUGCGCCGUGUGCAACGAGGAGACCACAGUUCCGGGUACUUCCUAUGUUGAGUGUAUUAGCUGCGGGAUCUAUCACGUUGACUGGGUCUGCUACCGGAUGAUGCUUGCGGACCGCGGUCUGGACGCUACUUGUCGUCAGGUGGGGCUUGAUCAACGUCAC
Mesorhabditis spiculigera is the source of this 277-nucleotide messenger RNA. The record is from the annotation of a GenBank genome assembly. Lineage: Eukaryota; Metazoa; Nematoda; Chromadorea; Rhabditida; Rhabditidae.